This is a messenger RNA of Salvelinus sp. IW2-2015, 789 nucleotides long. NCBI's taxonomy places the organism in Eukaryota, Metazoa, Chordata, Actinopteri, Salmoniformes, Salmonidae. The record is from RefSeq and is a predicted model, not a curated record.
AUGUUCCAUACACCACGACAGCUAGACAUUCAUACCCGCCAGGCUCACCCCUCUGCCCGUCCCCGGAAACCUUCCCAUCCCCGCAGGGUUCCGGGGAAACUCCACCCCUGCCCGCAGUGUGCCCGCAGAUUCCCUUACCUGGGCACCCUGCUGAAGCACUGCAAGAAUUUGCACAAAAUGGCCGUUGUUCGCAUCGAUGGACACCUCAGUUGCGCGGAGUGUGGGAAGAGCUUUGAGAAUUGUUGGGGAUUGGGGCCUCACCGGUGUCACGAACCAGAGGGCACUAAACUUAAGGACACUAAGCCUGUGAUAUGUCUGGAAGUCGGCUUCCAUUGCUCUGAGUGUGGCAAGAUCCUCACUACUCCUACGAGCCUGAACACUCACAUGCGCAUCCACACCGGAGAGAAGCCUUAUGAAUGCAAGGAGUGCGGCAAAAGAUUCUCGAACGGCAGCAGUUUAGGCAAACACCUGCUGAUACACAAGGGGGUCAAAGAAUUCAAAUGCCAGGAUUGUGGGAAGGCUUUCGCCCAGGCAAACCUUCUGAGGAAUCACAUGACCGUUCACUCUGGUGAGAAACCAUACACCUGUACAGAGUGCGGUAAAAGCUUCACUCAGUCUGGAGAUCUGGCUAAACACAAGCGUCACCACACUGGGGAGAGGCCGUUUGAAUGUUCUGAAUGCCACAGCCGGUUUAUCUGUUCAGGUUCUCUGACCCUGCACAUGAGGACCCACACUCACCGUGAUAAUUCAAAUGAAGAAGCACUCAAGAUGAAGAGCAAACCUGGGUAA